Macrosteles quadrilineatus (aster leafhopper) is the source of this 1312-nucleotide messenger RNA. Its product is annotated as pseudouridylate synthase TRUB1-like. Gene Ontology annotation, biological process: tRNA modification; mRNA pseudouridine synthesis. Gene Ontology annotation, cellular component: mitochondrion. Lineage: Eukaryota; Metazoa; Arthropoda; Insecta; Hemiptera; Cicadellidae. Bases 78 to 761 code for a protein of 227 amino acids. The transcript has 5 exons. The record is from RefSeq and is a predicted model, not a curated record. Gene Ontology annotation, molecular function: pseudouridine synthase activity; RNA binding.
UCUGAGCAUCGUUUUUGUUUUAGACAAUAUAUUACAUAUAUUUUAGGACAAAAAGUGUUUUACAGCAUAAGUUAAUAAUGCUUCAGUACUUUAUUGAUCCAUUGGCAUACAAACUAGUAGAAUACGGGUAUUUGGCAAUAUUUAAAAGAAGUAACGUUACUAGUGCUGAAGAGCUUGAUCUGUUUAAGGCUGCUAUUUCUAAAGUAAUAAAUGUGAAGAAUGCAAAUGUCAAGGUAAAGGGGAUGCAUAAACUGAAGGCUGGUCACGGUGGCACCUUGGACAAAAUGGCUACGGGCGUUUUGGAACAUGUGACAAAAGCAAUGAUUGAAGAUAAGCUCAAAAGAUUUAUUGGAGAGAUUUUUCAAAAACCUCCUAUAUAUUCUGCUUUAAAACGAGGAGGAAGAAGAGUAUCUGAUAUUGCUCGAGCUAAAGAAUCUGACCAAUACGGAUUUCAUGAAGAUAAACCCAUAGAAAUGGAGUUCAGGCCUGUGACAUGUUAUGAUGUAAAAUGUGUAGACUUCAAACCACCAUAUUUCAGUCUUGAAGUUACAUGUGGCAAAGGAUUUUAUGUGCGCAGUCUCAUCAACGAUUUAACUAAAGAUCUAGGCAGCUGUGGCCAUGUGACAAGUCUGCUGAGGACCAAGCAUGGACAGUUUACACUGGACGACUGUCUACAUGCUGCAGACUACAGCAUGGCCAAGGUGGUGGACGCUGUCAAACAUAACCGCAGAAAGUUCCCAAUGUACAGUAAAAAUCUUUAGAGCGACUGCAAAGUCUAUACGUCUAUUUCAAUAAUUAGUCUACUGUUGCAUAUGUGUAGUAAACUAUUUACAUACAUGAUACUGAAUCGUUUUUUUUUCAACUCUAACGCCUAAUUAUGUACCUACUGUAAUAGAUCUAGCUUUGUUAAACUAAUAAUGAACUACUUUAUUUUAUGUUCUCAUCAUUGACAAUACAAGUUUACAAUAAUGUAAAAUAUCCAUGACAAUAAAGGAUGUGAUUUGAUUUUACUUUAAUUUCAGAUUGCAAGUCUUAGAUGUUAUUUCUGCGAUGUUAAUAGUUAUGUGUUCACACAUCUUUGCUUGAAUUAAACAUAAUCCGGUCUGUCAGAUAUUAAUAUACUGUAUGUAUACCUCAUCUUGUUUACACAAGUUACACACUGUGGGGAUUGGUCGGUUAUGAAACAUAAUGUAUCUUCAACAUGGUUUUUCAUUAACUAUGUUUGUGUCUCAUGCUGGCAUUUACCCACUGUAUUUACAAAACAUAUUAAAGGAUUGACUAACAGCUUGAUUUCUGAUAAAUAUUUACCGUU